Phasianus colchicus (ring-necked pheasant) is the source of this 2867-nucleotide messenger RNA. The record is from RefSeq and is a predicted model, not a curated record. NCBI's taxonomy places the organism in Eukaryota, Metazoa, Chordata, Aves, Galliformes, Phasianidae.
AUCCAGCAGUUUGCAAAAAGUUCAGCAUGUCUCUGUGUGAAAUAUCUCCCAGUGUGGUUUUACUUCUUUACAGGUUUGGGUUAUGCUGACGUAGAGAAUCGUGUGAUGUGUAAGCCAGAGACCAUCAUGAGAAUCGCCAGUAUUAGCAAGUGUCUUACCAUGAUGGCUGUUGCUAAACUGUGGGAAGAGGGGAAGCUGGACUUAGAUGCUCCAGUGCAGAAAUACGUCCCUGAAUUUCCAGAAAAAGUCUACGAGGGUGAAAAGGUUACUAUUACCACAAGAUUGUUAGUCUCACACUUGAGUGGGAUUCGUCACUACGAAAAAGAUAUUGCAAAAGUAAAGGAAGAAAAGGAAAAGGCAAACAGAGCACUUAAACUAACAAAAUCCGGCCAAGAUAAAGAACAGAAAGAGAAAGAUGGCAAAGGCAUUGAAAAGACUGACUCUGGCAAGCCAAGGAAGGAACACGAAGGUGAAGUAAAAAACCAAAAUUCAAAACCUGGCAGGAGAGACAAGGAGUUUGAACACGAAGAGUAUUAUUUGAAGGAAAAAUUUGAGAGUGUGAUUGAAUCGCUGAAGAUAUUUAAAAAUGAUCCCUUAUUCUUCAAACCAGGUAGCCAGUUCUUGUAUUCAACAUAUGGCUUUACCCUCCUUAGUGCUGUUGUGGAGAGAGUUUCGGGGCAAAAAUUUACAGAUUACAUGCUAAAAAUGUUCCGUGACUUGGAUAUGCUGUCAACUGUGCUGGAUGACAAUGAAGCAAUGAUAUAUAACAGAGCAAGGUGUUACGUUUACAACAAAAAGGGACGUCUGGUGAACGCACCGUAUGUGGACAACUCUUACAAGUGGGCUGGUGGAGGCUUCCUGUCAUCAGUAGGUGACCUUCUGAAAUUUGGAAAUGCCUUGUUGUACAGUUACCAAGCUGGACAAUUUAGAAACAAUAAUAGGAAGCUUCUGCCUGGGUACCUGAAACCAGACACAGUUGCAAUGAUGUGGACCCCAGUGCCAAAAACUGAAGUGUCGUGGGACAGGGAUGGUAAAUAUGCCAUGGCUUGGGCUGUAGUAGAGAAAAAACAACAGUAUGGCUUUUGCAGGCGGCAGAGGCACUAUGCAUCUCAUACAGGUGGUGCAGUGGGUGCAAGCAGCGUUCUCCUGAUUCUUCCUGAGGAGUUGGACUCUGAUGCUGAAGAUACUGCAGAAGUGGCACCACCUAGAGGAGUAAUUGUUAGCAUUAUCUGUAAUAUGCAAUCUGUUUCCCUCAACAGCACUGCCUUAAAGAUUGCGAGGGAAUUUGAUAAAGAAAAACAGGCACAAUAUAUAGAUUAAAAAAAAAAGAGAUGAAUAAUUGAACUUGAAAUAAGUUGAGUAAGUGAACGUGAAAAACAAAUGGAAACGGAGAUCAAAUUGGGCCCUGAGAUCCCAAAGGACAGGUGAGGAAAAAGCAUCAACACUUCACUGAAAUUCUGCUAGUGGUGCCACGUUUAAGUGUACUGGAAUUCAUCUCUCAGGGAAGCUCCUUACAGGAAAGAAGAAUGUAACAAGCAAAUUUGACUUCCUGUGUUAAAUGUGUAAAUUAUCAUUUUAGUAGCGAGGCUUUUUCCUCAUCCAGUUUUUUGACCAACAUUCAAAAAAUAAAAACAAAACAACAGCGGCCGAACAAACAGAGGUUUGCUUUCUCCUAUUGAGUACAACAGCAGAUUAUCUGCCUUCAGUGCUAAACUGUUAAAAGACCUAAUUCAUUAUUCUCAGUUCAGAUCUGUGAAAACAGUAAAAUCAGAUGACUUUACUGUUGACAAAAUCUGUGUUUUUACAUACAACUUUUUUAAAAUUUGAUUAAAAAGCAAAAAACAAAACUACCUCUGGGAUGAAGAUUUCCAUCAAGUGCAUUUUUGUCAGAGUUGUGUAUUGCUAAGAAUUGGAAAAGAAAGGGCAUAGAGUCAUGUGUGUAAAAUAAUUUUAUUUCGAUAUUCAAUGCCAUUCUUUGUUAGACAUAAAACCUGGCAUUACUGUACUGUGGAAAUAAAGGUGUUAUUUCACAUGUACCUGAGCAGCACAGCACAGUGAGCUGUCAGACAGCCUUACUGCUGGAUGAAACAUGUGCUAGCUUUGGUAGCAGUGGUUGUAGCCAACAGCUGGAAAUGGCACUGUAUUCUGGAACGUAGAUUUUCCUUUUGUUCAGGAAUUAGGAACUAAAAUAACUCAGUAAAAUUUCAAGUCCAUUCUCAAAGCCAGUAGUAGAAAUCCGAUGCACUUUGAGGUUUUGUUUGUUUGUCUUCCCCAAACCAUCCUUUUUUCUAUUUCGGACAUCUACCUCAUUGCAUUACUUUUGCACUGAACAAGAAAUUCUGGCAGACUUCCAAAUAAGCAGUAUCUAAUCUUCAUGUUUUCAAUAGAAACACAGUAACAGCUGAUUAUGUUUAUGUGAUGUAUUCCAUCAUGGCGUGCACGAUCUCUGUGAUCUCCAAGAUUCCACUUCCCUGCGGUUACAUCAGGCAGUAUUUCCAGGUUGAGAUGAAACAAACCAUCCUGCAGAAGGAAUUCUACUGCUCGAGUCCCUGCACUGUUUAGCAGUUCUGCCUCUGAAUUUAAGGAGCAAAAUGUUUUGAGUUACAGUUGAAAGAAGGUAGCCUUACCUUCAUCUUUCCCAAGCUAGAGUUUUUAGUAUUAACAUCAUACUGCUACUUGCCAUGUGAUGCAGUGCCAUGUUGUCAGCUCUGUUACCAUUAUGCCUGUGAAUAUUUUUUGUCUGACAAAUGAAGAAAUGUAUUACUUGAGGUGUCAGUGCUUUACCUGCACUGGCAGUAGGGGGCUGCUUUAGGACUCUUUAUAAUUAUUAUUUACUGUGCCUUAAAACAGUAAAAGCUUACAAACUG